CGCUCGUCACACAGUCGAGCGCACUCGCAUUUAUCUGUGGCAGCAACAGCAGUGGUAGCGGCGCCCGUUCGCUCGUGACAUUUCCGGCCCAGACUUCCGGUUCUCGGGACGACCGAGUUUCCUCCCGAACCAUGCCUAUAUCGUCGCGAAAAGUAAAAAAGAAACGAGGGAAAAGGAGCACGAAACGUCGGCGGGGCAAGCGAGAGCGACGAUCAGUUGGACGCGCGAUGAGUCGCCGGACGGUUCGCACCGAGUUGCGGAGCAGAUCGCGAAGAAAAAAGUGAAAAGUGAGUGUGCGGCUGUUUUUCAAAUGAAAAAUUAUACGAAAAAGUGAUGUGAUAUCGAAACCGGAGCGCUACCUCGCAAAAUGAUACUAAAAGCUUAAAAGGCUUAUUAGUCCUCCUAAAAUCAAUCAGCCUAACUACGUAAAUAGUCGAAAGCAACAGGAAAGAGCCUAACUUUAGUCAUAGUUGUUGCGCGCAGGCGCGAGAAGAUCCUCCCGGCAUUCGCGGGCGUCAAAAGGAGGGAAGAUGAGCGCAUUGCCUAGCAGGCAUAAAUUGAAAAUGGGCAGCGCAGGAAGGUAUUACGGUGCCUACCUCGUCUACGACGUAGCCAACUCUUGCUUGGCUGCGCUACACGCGAAGGUUCCUCCACCACCGCCUUCCCCGAUGACGAUGGCAAUGACGACGACAUCCGUCACGCGCGCCGUCACCAGUACUGCAACGACCAGGCCAAUAUCACCUAUUCACAUACAAAAUCCUCAACAUUACCACAUAUUCGUCGGGGAUCUGAGUCCAGAGAUUGAGACACAGACCCUGAGGGAAGCUUUUGCCCCUUUUGGAGAAAUUUCAGAUUGUAGAGUUGUAAGGGAUCCUCAAACAAUGAAAUCAAAAGGUUACGGAUUUGUUUCUUUUGUAAAAAAAGCGGAAGCGGAGAGCGCUAUCGGUGCCAUGAAUGGUCAGUGGCUCGGUAGUAGAAGCAUCCGUACCAAUUGGGCAACUCGCAAGCCACCGGCACCCAAAUCGGAAGCUAACACAAAGCCGUUGACAUUCGACGAGGUUUACAAUCAAAGCAGCCCAACCAAUUGCACCGUUUACUGCGGAGGCCUCACUAAUGGCCUGACGGAAGAGCUCAUGCAGAAAACUUUCUCGCCUUUCGGUUCGAUUCAAGAAAUACGAGUUUUCAAAGACAAGGGCUAUGCUUUUAUCAGAUUUUCCACGAAGGAGUCAGCGACGCACGCCAUCGUUGCCGUCCACAAUACAGAUAUCAACGGCCAAACAGUAAAGUGCAGCUGGGGUAAGGAGAGCGGAGAUCCCAACAAUGCCCAGCAAACUGGACAGGCACUAUCAUCAGCAACAUACCCGUAUUAUGCAGCGGCGGCAGCGGCGGCAGCGGCGGCCGCUGGUGUAGCUGGAGUCGGUGGGGUUGGUGGGGUUGGUAGUGCUGGUCAACUUGGCUAUUGGUAUCCACCUCAGUCUUAUCCGACGACGGCGACGCAGAUGCAAGCAGGUGGCUUCCUGCAGGGAAUGCAAGGCUAUACGUACGGUCAAUUUGCCGGAUAUCAACAAGCCCAGUACAUGGGAAUGGGAAUGGGAGUACACGCGGCAGGUACGACAGCUGGCUGGGGUCAGGGUCUACCUGGCGGACCCCAGCUAACACCCCAUCAUGCAACGACGGUGACAGGUCCUCCAGGUGUUCAGGCCGCACCUCCGCCACCACCACCACCCGCGCAAAUGAUGGCUUAUCCCAUGCAACAGUUCCAGCUAGCGGAUGAGGAUUGGCUGACGCCUAGCCUCCUAGUGUGAUGGUAAGCAAGCGCGAAGAGAAGCCCCCGUCGAUAGGCAUCGACGCAGCCACUAGUGUGACUACGUCAAGGCAGGCGGCAACUCCUAUUGAUACUACUACGACUACUACUGCGAUCGUGGCGACAAUGACCUUCAUGAUGAUCAUUGUGGUAUUGGAUUUACAACGACGACGAGGACGACGACGACGACGAC
This is a messenger RNA of Ceratosolen solmsi marchali, 1997 nucleotides long. Its product is annotated as nucleolysin TIAR. The coding region runs from base 531 to 1805 and encodes 424 amino acids. Gene Ontology annotation, molecular function: RNA binding. The transcript is spliced from 10 exons. The record is from RefSeq and is a predicted model, not a curated record. NCBI's taxonomy places the organism in Eukaryota, Metazoa, Arthropoda, Insecta, Hymenoptera, Agaonidae.